GUAUAAAAACCCAGAGGACGCAAAGCAAGCAUUGGAAAAAAUGAAUGGAUUCGAGUUAGCCGGAAGAACGAUUAAAGUAGGUCUUGUCACUGACAAGAGUAGUGGCAUGAACUUGAACCUUGAUGAUGGCGAUGUUGCAGGCUUGGCCCUCAACGCGCAAUCAAGGGUGGAAUUAAUGCAAAAGCUAGCCCGCGAUACAGACUUAAUCGCUCCUACGACUGCUCCCGUUUUAUCAGAACCACCGAAACCCGUUCAGCCGAGAGUGAAUCCGACUCGCUGUGUAUUGUUAAAAAACAUGUUUAAUCCAGAAGAUGAAACUGAAUCAAAUUGGGCCGAGGAACUUGAAGACGAUGUAAAGACCGAAUGCGAAAAAUUUGGUACAGUAGUUCACAUCAGUGUCGAUAAGGAAUCUGAAGGAGACAUUUAUAUGAAAUUUGAUAGUGUGCCGGCCGCCCAAAAUGCGGUGAAUGGUCUUAACGGACGAUGGUUCGGAGGAAAUCAAAUAUCGGCGGUCUUUAUUCUCGACAUGUUUUAUAACAUGCUUGAAGUUGAAGAUGCAACGAUUAAAUCAAGCGAGUUUAGCAGUCAAGCGCCUGCGGAUUCGCUUCAAUCAGACACAAAAAUUCAGACGUUUUCGGGAGACCUAGAUAAAGUGAUUAAUGAGGAAUUGGUUAUGAACACAGAUCGUUGUCACAUACGACAAACAAGGAAGAUAAUUCGGUACACCAAGGAGGAAUUAUUGGCUUUACGUCUGAGUCCAUUGGUGAAGCCACCGGACGCUCUGCCACCAAUUAGUUCAUGGUUCGGGGAGCCCGUCAUAAAAAAAGAGAGUAGGAAAAAUAAUAAUACUGAUGGUUCACAGGAAAGUGAGAAGAGUAAACAAAAUAGUCACAACCUUGGCGAAGGAUUAAGUAAAGCGAAAGACGAUUCAAAUACACUCGGGAUUCCGGAAAGUCCCUUAUUGGGGGUCUCCAGGAGCCCUAAUGGGUCGGAACCGACUUCUCCAAGACCAUCAGGCUUAAAAAAUACCGAAGAUAAGAUAGCUCAAGUGAGGACCAACAGAUCCGAAGGAUUGCGACAGCGCCAAGAGGAUGUCUCAUUUUCGAGGACCGGGGUCAAGGAUUUCGAGGUUCGGGCGCCUCGUGGACCCACAGGUGGACGAGGAUUCGUGGGUAGGGAAGCUCUUCGAGAUCGCACUUUGACCGAAAAGACGCUCAAGGAACAAACCGGAUCCCUGCAUAACACGCACGGAAGAGGAUUUAGUCAUUCACGGUCUCAUGAAACCACCAGGAAUAAUCGAAGAGAUGGAGGUAUUAGUGGGAAAGAUCAUUUGGGCAGAGCGAAUAAUUAUUCCAGACAUCAACAUUCCGAAGAGAAAUCGGAAACACCGGAAUGGAUGAAUUAUAACCCGCAUACCGAUGAAGAUUCAAAGCAUGGUGAAAAUGGGGAAGAUUCGUUGCAGAACGGUUCAAAAGACAAAAGUUCAUCCGAUUUCGAUGAAUCCUCGCGGAAUUUGUCAAAUGUUGAUCAGCUCUUUGGUCCUGGUGGGAUUGACCUCAAUUCUUCUGCUUUCGAUAAGUUCCUCUCACAGCACAACCUUGCCAUGGCUGAAGAUAAUGUAUCAAAAGUAGGGCCAAAAAGCGCCGAGGUGAUUCCCCGUGAACAGGGCACAUCACGUUUUGCCAGAUUUUUUACAAAUAGUGAUAUUGACAAAGAAUCCCAAGAGAGUGGGAACAACGGGAGACGGACGAGAUUGCCGAUGCCAACACAAGGUCAAAUUCAAAAUACCUCGAGCGAGUUAAAAUCUAUUAGCAUUGAUGCAUUGUUCCAAAGCCAAGCUGCGGUACCUCCCAUCUCUCCUCGGAUAACGCCUAAUGAUGGCACACGCAUGCUAUCUGGAAUGCUAACGGAAGACGAGGUUCUAAAAACUUUGGGUGCAAAACCGGCACAUAAACCUGAAAACAAGGAACGUAAUUACGAAGAUGAGGCCGCCAUGAACAAAAUAUAUGCGGCCUUAAAAAAGGGACCCUCCUCGGAAGUGCCAAGGCAAAACUCACCGAAUGUUCCGUCUUCAUCGAAUCAACCUCAACAACAUUCUACGAUAUCGCAGUCUGGAUUACCAUUCAACGAUCCUUCUAUUGUUAGCACACAGAAGUCGAACCCGAUGGGAAAGUCUGGUCAACAGCAUCUACCUAAAGUUGAUGCGUCGAACAAGCAUUUAGGAUUUUCCGAGUUGCCACCGACAGAUUCCGCCAAAAAAAUCAAUAUGCUUUUUGGAGGAAAUGUGCCAACUUCUGUAUAUCGACAGUUGAGUUCCAGGUCAGAUAAUGGUUCCAGAGAAUCGUCAGCCGCAUCUUCACCGGCAUUGAAAUUCAAUGCCAAACCUAAUAUUUCAAACUUUCCGCACUCACCACAAUCAUCGGCACAUGUUCAUGAUAUUCAUGCGCCGAUUUUUAAAUCUCCCCCUCCACGUUCACCCGUUCUUCCCCAUCAAAGUCACAAUCACUCUCCUUAUCACAACGUCGUUCCUCCGUACUCUAACGGUCCAAGUAUUCCUCAACAUACAAACAAUCGACAAGAAUACCCACCACCCGUGGGAAGAAAUAUACCGGUAGAACAGUUGUUUGGAAUGAUGCCACCGCGUAACGUUUCCCAACAAAUUCAUCCUCAAUUUCCACAACCUCUUAUUCCCGUCUCCAUGCCUCCCCCCUUACCAUACGGCCUCCAACAUCAACCUCAACUUGAACGAUACUCCCAGCAACCUCAAUUCACCGGUGCUCCCAUACCUCAACAUCUUUCCGUGCACCAUCAUCCCGGCGUGUUACCUCCUGGCACUGAAGCCUUGUUCGCGAACAUGCAUGGGUAUGCUCAAUUCAUUCCGAACCUUGUCAACAACGCGAUGACGCCGAAUAAUAUACCAGGAAUCCCAAAUAAUUCAAAUCUUCAACAACGCGGAAUGAUGACUCUGGAGGAGAUCGAGAGACGAAGCUUGGGCGGACGUUGA
Acaulospora colombiana is the source of this 3004-nucleotide messenger RNA. NCBI's taxonomy places the organism in Eukaryota, Fungi, Glomeromycota, Glomeromycetes, Diversisporales, Acaulosporaceae. The record is from the annotation of a GenBank genome assembly.